Trichophyton verrucosum HKI 0517 is the source of this 1242-nucleotide messenger RNA. Its product is annotated as HIT finger domain protein, putative. The transcript is spliced from 3 exons. Gene Ontology annotation, biological process: snoRNA localization; box C/D snoRNP assembly; maturation of LSU-rRNA from tricistronic rRNA transcript (SSU-rRNA, 5.8S rRNA, LSU-rRNA). Lineage: Eukaryota; Fungi; Ascomycota; Eurotiomycetes; Onygenales; Arthrodermataceae. Gene Ontology annotation, cellular component: pre-snoRNP complex; nucleus. The record is from RefSeq and is a predicted model, not a curated record. Bases 1 to 1242 code for a protein of 413 amino acids.
AUGGACAAGGAAAUCCAGCUGGCCGAGCUGCCUCUCACGCAGCUGUGCGCAAUUUGCCGCACGUGCUCACUAGCCUGCUCCAAACGCCAUAAGCUAUGGUCACAAUGCUCUGGCAUCCGAGACCCAGCUGAAUACCUCAAGAGAAACGAAUUGGCCACACCAGCUGCAUUUGACAAGGACUUCAACUUCCUUACGGGCAUUGAAAGGUCACUUGAGCGUGCCGAAGUCGAUGCCGAAGCCCGAGGGAUCGAUCUCGUCCCCAACUCCGAUCCCGAUGGAGGCAAGGCAAAGCAACGGAGUGAUAUGGCGCGAGGCGAGUUGCCCUUGCAGCGUGGCAUGGAGAACAGUGGCGUGCGCAUUGUCAAAGCUCCAAAGGGAAUGACGCGGAAUAAAUUGAAUACAUCCCAUUGGCAUAGAAAACGAAGAUGUCUAAGCUGGGCGGUUGAGUGGAUAUUCCCUGAUGGCCAGAAAACAAUAACCAAGUGCUUAGAGAACACCAGCGUUGGAACGGCACUCACCCGCGUGCCGCUGGUUAAGGAACUAGGUUUUGCCAGCCGCCUAAACGAUGAGAAGAUCACAGAGCCUCCAGCGAAAAAGAGGAAAGUAUCCAUUGAAAAGAUCGUCAGGGACGGUGCCAUUGAUCCAGUGGAAGCAAGCACAGUCACAUCUUGCACUCUUGAAGGUUCUGUAAGCGUGGAAGAGAAUGGUGAUCCCGCCCCAGACGAUGUAUCUUCAUCUAAAACACUGAGCCCCGGACCUGCAUUACCGUCCGCAAACGAGAGCGAGCCUCCCCUAACGCCGCUACCAGUAGCUCUAACAUCCACAGCUCCACCAGCACCCGAAGAUAACCCUCUUACUAACAAUGAUGGCUCAUCAACACAACUACAUAUCUACCUGCACAGGCCGCAGACAUGCGCCAAAGUCCCGGUUCUCAUUCCGGUAACAGACCAGUCAUUGGCCUUGGGAGCGGUGCUUCGCGACAGAACUGUCCUCGAGUUCCCCACUUUUUAUGUGCUUGAGCAUUCUCCAGAUCAGAUAUCAGGUGAGAAGUAUUUGCUGGAAGAGCAGUACGUAACUCAGUACAAAGAUGAUAUCGACCCAGACGGUUCUGGUGAAGAAGGGGAGAUAGAUGAAGGAGAGGAAAGCGAAGAAGCAAAAAGACUCGCUGAGCUAAAUGCUCUAAAGGUAAUGGAAGUACUCAGGAGAGACUUGGAAGAAAAUGUUGCAUCGUAUUUUGAAUAG